GUGAGUGCUGAUAAAACAUGGAUUGAAGCCCCACUGAAGAGGAGGUACAGAGGGGCCUUCAGAUGCAAAUGACCAGAGUGCUCCAGAUUGGAAAGAAUUGUAGAGUGAACUUUGGAAGGCAGAGUGUCCACAGAGCUGGCAGUUACCUCCUGUCUAUUCAAUAUCUCCUAGGCUGAAGCUCCUGAGGGACCCACAUCAGUCUUUUGCUACCUCAGAAAGGCCAGGGUUGGCAGUUUUCCCAAACUCCUGCCUCCCCAGAUGUCUGUUCAUCCUCACCCUCCUGCAGCUGCCCAAGCUGAGUGCAGGCUGAAGCUCCUGAGGGACCCACAUCAGUCUCUUGCUACCUCAGAAAGGCCAGGGAUGGCAGUUUUCCCAAACUCCUGCCUCCCCAGAUGUCUGUUCAUCCUCACCCUCCUGCAGCUGCCCAAGCUGAGUGCAGCUCACUUUGACGUGAUUGGACCCUCGGAGCCCAUCCUGGCCAUGGUGGGCGAAGACGCCGAGCUGCCCUGUCACCUGUCCCCAAACAUGAAUGCGGAGCGCAUGGAGCUGCGGUGGUUCCGGAGGAAGGUCUCGCCGGCCGUGUUGGUGCACCGGGAAGGGCGAGAGCAGAAGGAAGAGCAGAUGCCUGAGUACGGAGGGAGGGUGACGCUGGCGAAGGACGACAUCUCCGUGGGGCGCGCUGCUGUGAGGAUACAGGGUGUCAGGGCCUCUGAUGACGGCGAGUACCAGUGCCUUUUCAGGGAGAACGGGAGCUACGGCAUAGCCCUCCUGCAUCUGACGGUGGCUGCUCUGGGCUCUGACCCUCACAUCCAUAUGGAAGUUCAAGAGAGUGGAGAGAUCUCGCUGGAGUGCACCUCAGUGGGAUGGUACCCAGAGCCCCAGGUGCAGUGGAGAACUCCCAAGGGAGAGCAGUUUCCAUCCACAUCAGAGUCCAGGAAUCCUGAUGAAGAAGGUCUAUUCACUGUGGCUUCUUCAGUGAUCAUCAGAGACACCUCCAUGGAGAAAUUGUCCUGCUACAUCCAGAACCUCCUUCUUGGCCAGGAGAAGGAAGUGGAGAUUUCCAUACCAGAUACUUCUGUUUUAACUACUUGCUUACGAAGUAUAACUCCCUGGAGAGUGGCUGUGGCUGUCAUCCUGACGGCCCUAGGACUUGUCACCAUUGGGUUCAUAUUUUUCACUUGGAGACUAUACAAGGAAAGAUCCAGAGAGAGGAAGAAUGCAUUGAGCCCUAAAGACAAAGUCCUAGAAGAGCUCAAAUGGAAAAGGUCUCCAUGGCAUGCAGCGGAUAUGAUCCUGGAUCCAGACACAGCCCAUCCUCACCUCUUUCUUUAUGAGGAUUUAAGAUCUGUUCGACUGGAAGAUUCACGUCGCAUACUACCUGAGAGACCAGAGAGAUUUGACUCCUGGCCCUGUGUGUUAGGCUGUAAGGCCUUUACCUCAGGGAGACAUCACUGGGAGGUGGAGGUGGGAGACAGGACUGACUGGGCAAUCGGUGUGUGUAGGGAAAAUGUGCGAAGGAAAGGAUUUGACCCCAUAAUUCCUGAGAAUGGGUUCUGGGCCUUGGAGUUGUAUGGAAAUGGGUACUGGGCACUCACCCCUCUCCGGACCCCUCUCCUAUUGUCAAGUCCCCUCCACCGGGUUGGAAUUUUCCUGGACUAUGAAUUAGGAAACAUCUCCUUCUACAACAUGACUAAUGGACAUCAUAUAUAUACAUUCUCUGAAAACAGAUUCUCUGGCCCCCUCCGUCCCCUCUUUUGCCUUUGGUCCUCUGGUGAAAAGCCCCUGAUCAUCUGCCCACUUGCUGAUGGGCCUGAGAGUGUCACAGUCAUUGCUAAUGCCCAGGACCUUUCUAAGGAGAUCCCCUUGUCCCCCAUGGGGGAGGACUCUGCCUCUGAGGUUACAGACACUUUCCAUUCUAAGCUAAUCCCCACCCAACCCAGCCAAGGGGCGCCUUAAGGAAUAUCCCAGCUCAGUUGUUUUCCUUUGUUCUAAUCUCUCUCCUCCAUUGUGAGCCUUCACCUGCCAGCUUCAGCCAGCCCCUAUUUCUUCCUGUUGGGUAGAGAUUAAUUAAUCUUGUGAAGGUUGUAUUCCUUCUGCUCGAGAGGGUGGGGAGUAGGACCUUCCUAAUUUGUUUCUGUAUAAAUAUUUUGGGGAUGGAGAAGUGAUUAUUAAACUGCUUCUACUGAUCCCCUAUUCCUUAAGGCCAGAACCUAUAGGGAAGGGCUUGGAGCAAACUGAAAGGAUAGCUUAGGGAUUGAGGUGGGGGUUGGAGUGUCAUGGGGUUGUGGCAGAAAUGUUUGGGUAUCCAAAAUAGGGGUAUGUGGAGGAACAGGUUUGAGGUGAGCAGAAAACCCAAAGGGUGCUGGGAAAGGACAAUCUUAGAACAAAACCCCAUAAAGGAAUUUGGAGGAAACAUGAUGAUGGAGGAAAGUGAGGUGAACUUAGGCCCAUGAUGAAUACCUGGCUUACCCCUAGAGUUUUUAGGGCCUGUAUCUCAAAAUUUCCAAGCCAUAUCAUAUAGGAUAGAGGAGACUAGCCCUAAUUCUGUGGGAACUGAGCUGUGGGCAAGGGGGAGCAGAGAGAAGCUAAGAUGAGCAGGGCUGGAGGCUGCAACAUGUGAGAUAGAGGAGAGAAUUUUGGACAACACUCAAAAGUUGUCUGCACAGCCAUGACUUAAGGCAGCAGUCCCCAACCUUUUUGCCACCAGGGACUGGUUUCAUGGAAGAUG
Microcebus murinus (gray mouse lemur) is the source of this 2728-nucleotide messenger RNA. RefSeq names its product butyrophilin subfamily 1 member A1 (gene BTN1A1). Gene Ontology annotation, molecular function: signaling receptor binding. The record is from RefSeq and is a predicted model, not a curated record. Gene Ontology annotation, cellular component: external side of plasma membrane. NCBI's taxonomy places the organism in Eukaryota, Metazoa, Chordata, Mammalia, Primates, Cheirogaleidae. Gene Ontology annotation, biological process: T cell receptor signaling pathway; regulation of cytokine production.